AAAAAAAAAAUAAUAAGAAAGGAAAAGGAAGAAGCCUAUUCGUGUGGGCUUAAAAUACACGCUCAACGGCCCAAAGAAAACGCGUAAAAAAAAAACCACAUAUCAGUGGCCCACUUUCUUCAUCUAUAAGAUUUAAGAAGAAUUAUAUAAACCAGGAAGGUGGCAGUAUAUAAUUCGGUGAAAGCUCUUCCAUCAAUUUUAUAACUGUUGAAGCUGAUACACGUUUCCAAUUCCCCCCAACAAAUAUAGAAAGGUAAAUUUUCCCCUCUUUGUUUUCUUUAUUCCAAGCUUCUCAUUCAUGCAAAUUUUUAAAUUCUUAGAUUGGAUUUUCGUUUUUCUUGUUGAUCGAAGCUCUGGUUGCUGUUUUCAUUCAAGGUGGCUACAGAAUCCUUCUUGUGAUUUUUGUUCAUCCUUUGGGCUUUUAAAUUUUUUGAUUUUUUGAUUUUUUAUUUUUUUGGUUCCUUCUGUUUUUCAUGGUCUUGCCAAAGAUUCUUUCUUGAUAAUUUUUGUUUGCUCUGUUCUUCGAUGGGUUUUUCUUGUUUCUUGUCUUUUGUUGCAUGUUUGCAUGUUUCCUAAUAAAUAACAAUUUACUCGAUCAUGAUUUUAAUAAAAUUUUGUCUGGCUAAUUUUAUUCUCAGUCGAUUAUGGAGUGUUUUUUCCUAUUGAAAUUGCAUUGCGUUUUCCAAUUUUAACUUUUAAAACACGCAAAACUGUAUUUUACGGUAUUGGGUAUUUGAUUUUGUGUAUCUGGCUUUUUUUUCCCCCUUUGUGUGUGUGUUGUGGUGGGUAGGUGGGUGGGGGGUUGAGGAUUGCGUGGUUACAUGGAAUGGGUCUGAUCGAAGCAUUUUUGGGGAGGAUGUUUGAAUUUCCUCUAGUUGUGAUUGUCAAGCUGUAGGGCUUUAUCUGAAAAAAUUUGAUCACAUGAUCUUGAUUGGGUUUUGGGUGUUCUUCAUUUGGUAAACUCUGUUUUGAUAAACAUAAUGUGUGGAGGCUCGUGCUUAAUAUGCUUGAUCUAGAUGGCAGAUUGAGUUGUCCUGUUUGAUCGAUAAGUUUCUAAACCUGUGACAGGCAGAUUGAGUCCAUGAAGUUGUAGAAGCUUUGUUUGGAUCUAGUAUAUAAGAUGUGUCUAUUCGUUCAUCCAUGGUCUGUGAACCACCCAGUCCAGAAUUCAUUGCUUAUCCAUACAGUCUAGAAUCCAUUUCUUUGAAUUCGCACUUUUUUGUAUUCUCUUUGAUGAUUAUUAUGAAGCAAAGUUCUGACAUGUAACAAGAAACAAGGAAUGGUUGGAUUAAAACUGGUUUCACCGAAUGCCUUGAAGCGGAUGUUUUGUUUCAUAAUGUCCCCCACAGUUUCCAGAUUGUUUGUAUUUGAAUGAUACAGGAAGUAGUUAAAUUAAGGUUGCUCCAUUGAAUUCAAAAUUGAUGUUUGUGUUUUUGUAACUCCUUGACUUUUGAAUUAACGUGUUCUGAUGACGUAGGAACUGGUGCGCUAUAGUUCCUAAAUGCCUUGAAGAUGAUGAUUAUGUCCAUAAGUUCACAUUUAUUUUCUAUUUGUUGCAGUUAGUUUGCAAAACCUGGUACCUCUUGCGCUAUCUACAAAUAUGGGAGACAAGAAAGAUAAUACCCAGGACAGAGGGUUCUUUUCUCAUCUUGCUGGAUAUGCUGCUGGAUAUCACCAACCUCCGCAUGGAGCAUACCCAUAUCCUCCUCCUGGAGGUUAUCCACCUGCAGGCUAUCCCCCUCCUGGUGGGUAUCCACCAGCUGGUUAUCCUCCUCCUGGCGGAUAUCCUCAUGGUCCAUAUCCUCCCCCGGCUGCAUACCCACCAGCCUAUCCUCCCCAUGGUGGAUAUCAUCCCGCUGGAUAUCCAGGACCACAUCAUUCAGGGCAAGGUCACAUGGGACUGUUAGCUGGUGGUGCUACUGCUUUAGCAGCUGCAUAUGGGGCUCAUCAACUUUCACACGGUGCACACCACUACGGCCAUGGUGGUUAUUACGGUCAUCAUCAUGGGAAGUUUAAGCAUGGAAAAUUCGGCAAGCACGGGUUCUAUGGAAGGCACAAGCACGGUUUCUUUGGAAGGCACAAACACAAGCACGGUUUCUAUGGGAAGCGAUGGAAGUGAUUUACACAGUGAUAAUAUUAUUGUGAUUGUUUAUGGCAUUAUAAGGAUUUAGCUUUGUGGCUGUUAUGCUUCUUUUUUUUUUUUCUGAAUUCUCUUUUUGUGUGUAAAUAAAUUUGGCAAAUUAGAUAAACAUUCCCUUUGAAGAAGGGAACCUUGCUCUUAUCCACAUUGACAUAUAUAUUGAAUGCGGUUGUCACAAUGCCUUCAAUGAUAUUUCCUUCGCAAAGCAUUUUGGUGUUAACGUCGGCAAGUCUAUUGUUUUAGCAUUUAUCAUCAGUCUCCAGCCCAAAUCGAACUUUGACAGCCCAAAUGGAAAUGGCAACAACACAGUAAACUUCGCUUCAAGGCUAUCUGAGCUAAAGUUUAGCCCUCAUGAUCCAACGCGCUCAAAUUAAUACUUGCAAAAAGAAUUAAAUCAAAAAAAUGCGCAAUUAUUAUAAUUAUCUGAUAAUGUGAAUGUCCACGAGCUAGUAGAGUUGUACAAAAAUUCUUUUGUAUAUAGAUAUUAUUUAUUAGAUAUCACCAGCUAGAUGUUUUCUCUAUUUGUUAUUAUCUUUGUAUCUCCUAUGCCUAUAAAAGGAGAGGAGUCUAUGCAUAAAUAAUUGACAGAUCAUUCUCUCUUUCUCCCUUUCUCUAUUUGUUAUUAUCUUUGUAUCUCCUAUGCCUAUAAAAGGAGAGCAGUCUAUGUAUAAAUAAUUGACAGAUCAUUCUCUCUUUCUCCCUUUCUCUAUUUGUUAUUAUCUUU
Oldenlandia corymbosa var. corymbosa is the source of this 2864-nucleotide messenger RNA. NCBI's taxonomy places the organism in Eukaryota, Viridiplantae, Streptophyta, Magnoliopsida, Gentianales, Rubiaceae. The record is from the annotation of a GenBank genome assembly.